AUGGCCACCAAUCAACAACUGACUACUAUUAAAUGUCUGAUUCUUGAUCAUUUCAUCACUUUCAAUGAACUUUCAUCUAUUAUAUCUUAUACACCUGAUCUUCGUCGUCUUCAUUUUUCUCAUAGACAUGAGAGAGAUACAACCAUCGGAAGUAUGUCGUCAAUUGCAUUAACAAAUUUGACAUAUCUUUCUCUACGAAUAUUUUCUCUAAAUUUUCAUGAUUUUGAAAUAUUCAUUGGGAAAAUACAUUCAAAAUUAAUAACUUUAUCUGUUAAUAUUUCAUCGAAUGACUUCACCUAUCUCGAUGCUUAUCGAUGGGAACGAUUAAUUUUACAACAUUUAUCUCAAUUAGAAAGAUUUUCUUUUCAAUACUUGGAUCAUGUUGAUAACGAGCAUCGAUAUUUUGAAGGAUUAAAUCAAUUUUGUUCUCCGUUUUGGAUCAAACGACAAUGGAUAUUUGAUGCUAAAAUCGUCGAUGAAGGAAUCGUUUAUGUUGUUCAUCCAUAUAAAAAAAGAUGGUAUGAAUAUACGGACGAGAGAAUGGUCAAUUCUUCUACUGAUCUUUGCCAAUGCCAUCGACUAAUUCUGAAUAUAACUUCUUGUGAUGAAUUUAAUGAACUAAUGAAGAUCGAAAUCCAACGUAUUUUAACUGUAGUACAACUUUAUCAUUUGGAAAUCCAUGACAUCGAGAUGGCUGUUGAUAAAUUACUCGAAAUCAUCGAUUUAUUUCCAAAUCUUAUUUCAAUUAAAAUAGAUUCCUUGUCAUUAACACAAGCCAAUGUUUCUUGCAAAAAAAUAGUUAAUAUUUCACAAUCCACCAAAAAUACUGAUAAAAUUACCAUGUUUUAUCUUGAUAAUAUCACGGAAAUGAAAGAAGUUUAUUUAUUAAUGAAACUUUGUCCACAUCUGACAUAUCUCCGAAUAGAAUCGCUCGGCGGGAUCGAUGCUGAAUUAUUCGUCGAAGAGAUUUUGAAGAAAAUUAAUCAAGAAUGUCAUGAUUCACUUCGUUGGUUAUGUUUUUUUUGA
Molecule: messenger RNA, 1026 nt
Organism: Rotaria sordida
Lineage: Eukaryota; Metazoa; Rotifera; Eurotatoria; Philodinida; Philodinidae
Source: the annotation of a GenBank genome assembly